Penicillium paradoxum is the source of this 927-nucleotide messenger RNA. RefSeq names its product PQ-loop repeat-containing protein. The record is from RefSeq and is a predicted model, not a curated record. NCBI's taxonomy places the organism in Eukaryota, Fungi, Ascomycota, Eurotiomycetes, Eurotiales, Aspergillaceae. Bases 1 to 927 code for a protein of 308 amino acids. The transcript is spliced from 3 exons.
AUGGACCCGUUAACACCAUAUUGCCGCGAGCUGGCCUCGCCAGGCAUCUUUCAAACUGUAAUCUCCAUCUUGAUCGUCUUCGGCAUCCUCCUCUCAUACCUCCCCCAACAUAUCCGAAUCAUCGCUCGCCGGAGCUCCUUCGGUAUCUCCCCAUACUUCAUCCUCCUCGGGGUAACAUCAGGGACAUCCGCCUUCUCCAACAUCCUAGUCUUCCCAUCCACCGCACAAGAUGUCGCCUGCUGCCGGGAGAUCAGCGGAUUCGCCUGUUUUGCCGGGCUACUGGGUCUAUUCCAGAUGGGCAUGCAGUGGCUGUGUUUCUUCUCAAUCCUGCUGCUCUUCGUGAUCUACUUCCCGCGCGCCACGUCCCCCACAGACCCAGUCAGCACUGUGUCCUCCACAUCCCGCAACCCGACAUACCGCACCGCGCUCGUCGUAACGGGCAUCUGUCUGCUGCAUGCGCUGGUCACGAUCAUCAUUUCCAUAGCGUUCGAGCUGCGCCGCCCGGCUGCGGUCCCAGCCUGGGCUAACUUCCUUGGCGUCCUGGCUGCUGUCCUCGCGUCGAUCCAGUACUUCCCGCAGAUCUAUACUACAUUCAGGCUGCGGUGCGUGGGGAGCUUGAGUAUCCCGAUGAUGUGCAUCCAGACGCCUGGGAGUUUGGUCUGGGCUGCGAGCUUGGCUGUCCGCAAAGGGUGGGCUGGAUGGAGUAUUUGGGGCGUGCUGGUUGUCACGGCCUGUUUGCAGGGUACUUUGUUGACAAUGGCUAUCUACUUCGAGUACUUCGGCCCCAAGAACAAGCAGCAAGCAGGACACCAUGUUGAUCAGAAUGGUGCAACCAAUGGAUCGACAGGUGACCGUGAGGAUAUCCAGCAGGAGUCUGCGCGUGAGGAACGACCGACUACCGAGGAGACGCCGCUGCUUCAGAGCUAA